UCAUUUUUCAUUUUUUGUGAAGUGAAGAAGAGAAGAUUGAAGAAGGAAGAUGAAGAUGGAAAUGUAUUCAACUCUCCCCUCCUUUCUCUCUGCCUAAUUUUGCUCUUCUUCUGCCAUUUCAUCUUCCUCUCAAGAACUCCAUUUUUUCUCUACUCCAUUUUUUCUUUCUCUUUCUCUCUCUACACCCACUUUCUCUUUCUCUUUCUCUUUCUCUCUCACUCUCUCUCAAUUUUUCUUUUUGUUGGGUGGAGAUCUCUGGGGGAUUAUCCCAGAUGUGUUGCACUCUCUAUGCCAGGAUCUUCUUCAUCCUCUUUUACAAAUUGCGAUCUUCCAUUGUUGCUACUUUCUCUGCUGGUAGCUCAAUUUGGCACCUCGAGUGAGCCGUUGAUUUCUCGUUUCAUCCCUUCUGUGUGGUUUUUGUUAAGUCGGCGAUUUAAAGUAUAUUUCUUUGGGAAUCUGUUCUGUCGCGGGGACUAUUUUCAGGAUCUUUAUUUGAUUGCAAAUUGAGAGAUGCGGCAUCCGAAAAAUGAGAUUGAAGACAACCUACCUUCACAAGAUCAGACAUUAUCACCAUUGCUAGACGAAGAUAGUGGAGGGAAUGCUAGCGGUAUCGUUCUUAAGAAAGGACCGUGGACGUCUGCUGAAGAUGAAAUUUUGAUAGAGUACGUAAAGAAACAUGGAGAGGGGAAUUGGAAUGCAGUGCAGAAGCAUUCUGGACUUUCUCGUUGUGGGAAGAGCUGCCGAUUGAGAUGGGCCAAUCACCUAAGACCAAACUUGAAAAAAGGGGCAUUUACUGCAGAAGAAGAGCAUCUAAUAAUUGAACUGCAUGCAAAAAUGGGAAACAAAUGGGCACGCAUGGCAGCCCAUUUGCCUGGACGUACAGACAAUGAAAUUAAGAAUUACUGGAAUACUCGAAUUAAGAGGCGGCAGCGGGCUGGUCUACCUCUGUAUCCCCCAGAAGUGUGCCUUCGUACUUGGCAGGCGUUACAGCAGACCCAAGACUCAGGUGGAAGUACUAUUGUAGAUAACGACCAUCAUGAUCUUCUUCGAGCCAAUAGCUAUGAUAUACCGGAUGUCACGUUUCACAGCUUGAAGCCUCAGAGUGCCUUAUCUUAUAUGCCCGAGCUUCCAGAUAUUUCAAGUUGUAUGCUGAAAAGAGGUCUUGAUUCUUCUCAGUAUUGUAAUUUCAUGCAAUCAGCGCUGCAUCGUCAAAAGCGUUUCCGGGACUCGGCAUCUUUAUUUCCUGGUCCUGAUGGUAGUGUUAAAACCCCUUUCCACCAGUUUGAGGAUAAUUCCUACAGUCAAGCUGCUCAGUCAUUUGGUACGCCGUUUGCCGUUGAAUCUAACCCUACCACAAAGAAUGCCAUGUCCUUUGGCUCGUUUGAGGGUAGCCAUUCCCUUACAAAUGGCAAUUCCUCUGCUUCUCAGCACUCGAAAGAGACUGAGAAGUUGGAGCUCCCUUCACUCCAAUAUCCAGAAACUGAUUUAACCAGUUGGGACACAACCAUCCAACCAGCAAUGUUUGAAUCAGUUGACCCGUUUAUUCAAUCUACACCAACUUUUGUGUUGCAAGCAACAGAUCGCCAAUCACCAUGCCACAGUGGCUUGCUAGAAGCUUUAGUAUAUCCUAAGCCGAUGGGUCCAAAGAAUCACCCAUCUGACAAAAAUUCAAAUUCAUGCAGUGUCACUCCAGGUGAUGUAACUGAUAGUUACAAUAUGGCAGCGAGUAAGACAGAAAUUGAUGACUAUACCGAGGUUAUUUCUCCAUUUGGUCACUCCACUUCCUCACUUUUCAGUGAAUGCACACCAAUCAGUGCAACCGGAAGUUCAUAUGAAGAUCCUACUCUUACUGAGGCCUUUUCCGGAAGUCACGUGAAAUCAGAACCACUUGAUCAUGCAUGGACCCCUGAUAGAGAAAAAGCAGCCAAAAGCAGGGUCAACUUCGCACGUCCAGAUGCCUUGCUCACUUCAGAUUGGCACGACCGAAGUUCAGGAAUCGUGGAGGACACAACCAAUGUAACUGAUGCCAUCUCUUUGCUUCUAGGUGAUGAUUUGGCUGCUGACUAUGAGCACUUCCCAAAUGGGAUUUCAACAACACAUUCAGCGUGGGGCCUCGAUUCUUGUUCAUGGAAUAACAUGCCAGCGGUAUGUCACAUGUCUGAUCUUCCUUGAUCUCUCAGCUGUUCUUCUAAAUGAAAGAGUUAAAAGCCAUCUCUCAUCAGAGGAAGACGGUUUCUCAACUACUUCGUCGUCGUCGACCAAAGGAGGUUAGUUUUUCUGGACCUUUUUUCUUUUUAGUGGAUUUUGAUUCCCUGUUUGUUCAUCAGAAAAACAAAUCAUUGUAUGUGGAACUCUUUAGGUUUGUAAUGCACAAUUUAGUGCUUUCUUAAGAUGACAGUGUAAUAACUUUGAACUUUUUGUCAUGGUUUGUCAUGGAACAUUGGGAUUCAAUGGUCUCUUUCUUCAAA
Cucumis melo (muskmelon) is the source of this 2468-nucleotide messenger RNA. Its product is annotated as transcription factor MYB33. The transcript has 5 exons. NCBI's taxonomy places the organism in Eukaryota, Viridiplantae, Streptophyta, Magnoliopsida, Cucurbitales, Cucurbitaceae. Bases 511 to 2172 code for a protein of 553 amino acids. The record is from RefSeq and is a predicted model, not a curated record.